UUUUUGGUCGCUGUUUUAAUUUGAUAGGUUAUGUUCGUUCUGUUUUUAAACCUGAGUGUCGGGAACGUCCUGUUGGAAAGGCAGUGCACAGCAGCGCGGACUCUUGACGGCCACGAUCGAGAAACAGUUUCAGAAUUGGGCGAUCGCCCAGUCCUCAAUAUCACCAAGAAGCCGGACAACACGAGCGAAUUGGUCACUAAAAACAUUGGUCUUUUGAAUUGCGGUGUGAAAACCAGACAAAGGUUGAUUGUCCAAGAUUUGCUGCCCUCUGUGCUGUGCUAUUUGCUUGCUCUAUCGAGUGCACUGGGAAUACUAUCCACUGCAUCAUGUCUUUUGUUCAUACCCGCACUACCUAUCACGAGGCAGUACUUCCAAUUUGGGGACUUUCAGCCACUAUGCUCUCAUCAUCAUGUGACAGGAAAGCAGCAGCAGACCGAGCUCCAGGACCUGAAGUGACACCUUGUUUGCCUGCAAUGACUGGACAUGGCUUGCAAGACAGCUGUCCCACAUCGUUCUGGUAGAAUCCUACUGGGCAGGACCGGCAAGACUGUGUGGCAUUGUUGUAGUAUGUGCCAAGAGAGCACUUCACUGCAAACACAAAAGCAAAUAAAAUAGUGAAUAAAAAGUUCAGUUAAUAG
This is a messenger RNA of Rhipicephalus microplus (southern cattle tick), 638 nucleotides long. RefSeq lists its product as uncharacterized. NCBI's taxonomy places the organism in Eukaryota, Metazoa, Arthropoda, Arachnida, Ixodida, Ixodidae. The record is from RefSeq and is a predicted model, not a curated record.